Molecule: messenger RNA, 1819 nt
Organism: Dendroctonus ponderosae (mountain pine beetle)
Lineage: Eukaryota; Metazoa; Arthropoda; Insecta; Coleoptera; Curculionidae
Exons: 2
Coding region: 171-1286 (371 amino acids)
Source: RefSeq, a predicted model, not a curated record
UUCUUUCCCUGAUCUUGCCUUAAAAGUGAAACUUUGAGAGCGUGCGUUUCACUCAACCUGUUAACACACUUCUGAAAACACGCUUAUCGCCAAGAAUCUUAUUCGAGCAACGCGCGGUCGAUUUUCGUUUCAGGAUUCAGUUGCGAUUUGCCUCUUUCUUAAUGUAGAUCAUGCUGAAAAGUGCUUUUGUGUGCUUUGCACUGUGGAGUUGUGCGGGUUUGGUUGCUUGCACUAGUGAAGUGAAUCGCGAUGCCCCUGCAAGUAACUCUUGGGGUUUAAAAACUUCUCCUUUAACAAAGCUGUUUCCCUUCUCCCUGAAUCGCCCCAAUGGCUCAUUCCAUCUGCCACAGUUCACCGCGACAAAUUGGCCACUAUUCGAACAAAAACAGCAGAAAGAAACCACCACAGGUAAACCUUGGCGACUUCCCAGCCUAUUUCCUUUCAAUGUUGGAAGCAACUCGUCCUGGGGUUCAACUACUGGGAAGAACUACAGCAACAAAAUCUUCAUCCCAGCUGAAACUGUGAGCAAAUUUCCAGCAGUAGUGGAAUUUUUCGUGCAGAAGAUUCAAGCCUCCCAAUCCAACUACGUUUACGAGGAUUUGAGCAGACCGCCCACUUACGAUAAGCCCGUCUUCACGUUGUCUCCAGAGGAUCAAAUCGCUUUUGGCUUGGCAACAUCGACCAAACCGCCUGCAACACCAAAACCCAUUUCAAACGACGACUUUGACUACGAAGAAAUCGCCAACAACACUGAAACUUUAUUCGAAAUCAUCAAAAGCACUCAAGGAGAAGACAACAUUCCCAUGUCCAGCGAUCUGAAGAGCAUCUUCGCCAGCUAUUGCAAAUCACUGGAAAAAGAGCCUUUGCAAACUCCGAACUUUAUCGAGAAAGAGAUGGCAGCAACUUCUGAAACUGAUGUGGGCCUUCCAGCGGUGGUGCGGCUUCGAAGAAGCCUUGUUAAGGGCAAAGAAGCUUUCAAAGUGGGAGCAGGAGUAGGCAAGAUUUGCUCAGAAAUGCUAAAAAAGACGCAGGAAAUACGCUCAGAAGGGUAUAUCCAUAAUGAAGCAUCAACCAAUGUAGUUCACCUGAGGAAGCAGCCAGUGGGCCAGAGCGACGUUAGCGAGGAAAACUCUAGAAGAACGCCCACCAAUCACCACGGAUUGCCAAAUGUCGUGUACGAAGCGGGGGGCCCAAUCAGAAGCAAUCAGGCUCAGAAGGAAAACCAUGGGAUUCCUCACGUUAUUUUCUUAAGGCGCUUAAAGGAAAGUCCGAAUACUCAAGAGUAAUUGCUGUAGGUUUGUUCAAGUGCCAGUGUCGAUGUUCCAGCCGCAAUUCUACCAGCAACAGUCGAUGCAAGACCCGAAGCAGUUCGGAAUCGGGCAAUGGAUCCAGCAAACGCCGUGGUUGCCCAUCCAGGUGAACAUUCCCGACUUGUUCCAGAAUAUCGGCAAUGGCAUUUCGCAGGCCACCAAUGGGGUGACGCAAUUCACGCAAAACGUCGGUACUGGUCUGAACCAGUUUACGCAAAACGUUGGCAGCGGUUUCAACCAAUGGAUGCAACAGCUGGGUCAACGGAUACCGAUUCUGGGCAAUAUAGCGGCCAAUCGCCUACCAAUGAAUAGGCCCAAUGGGCAACGGCCUGUUUUCGUGAUGAUUCCUGUGGAGUAUCCGGGCGGGCAACAGCUAAUUAUGGAGGAAGCCUUGGAAGCUUUCCCUUAGUGCUCUAAACCUGUUAGUUUAAUAUUUAUAUUUUAUGUGAAUUUACCUCAGUAAAACUGGGGAAUUUGGGGAAUUGCCAAAAAAACAAUGACAAAGUUUA